This is a messenger RNA of Cylas formicarius (sweet potato weevil), 691 nucleotides long. Its product is annotated as protamine-like. The transcript has 2 exons. The record is from RefSeq and is a predicted model, not a curated record. Gene Ontology annotation, biological process: spermatogenesis; sperm DNA condensation. NCBI's taxonomy places the organism in Eukaryota, Metazoa, Arthropoda, Insecta, Coleoptera, Brentidae. The coding region runs from base 151 to 606 and encodes 151 amino acids.
CAACCGCGACGAAACAAAAAGCGGUUUCCACGAAACGAUUUGUUUAGCGGUCAAAAUUACAAAUCCUGUCACGCCUAAAUUUUAAAUGUGAGAUUUUCGGAGUUGAUUUUUGUUUCCGAAUUUAAAAAUUUUCGUUCGAAUGGAAGGCUAAUGGCGCGAACAAGAUCCAAAUCGCGAUCCAAGUCGGGAUGUGUCCCCGUUUCCCCGAGCGUUUAUUGUAAGGCUCGAUCCGCUCGACGUUCCAGGUCCAGACGUCGCAGAAGCAGACGGUUGCGCACGAGCAGACGCAUCAGACGAAGUAGAAGAGGCAGAUCGAGACGUAGAUCGCGUAGGUCUCGUAGACGUCGCGGUAGAUCUAGGAGGAGAUGCGCGAGACCAGGGCCGAAGACGACCAACCCGUUUCUAAAUUUCCUGCGGGUUUUCAGGAGGCGACACUGCGGAUGGCCUCAGAUCAAAAUCGCUAUAGAGGGCGCGAAAACGUGGUGCCAAAUGAACAAGCAACAGCGCCACAAGUUUUACAGGGAAGCGUGUAGCGCGAGGAAAAAAAAGGGCAGGGGACGCAGAGGGCGCAGCCGUCGACGUAGAGGUCGCAGUCGCCGGAGAUAAUGUCAAUUUUCUCGAAAUUUCCGUUAGUGUACGACCAAUAAAAUGUUUUUUGGCAAUGUUGUACAUACUAGAACAGCGAACAGAG